Molecule: messenger RNA, 2262 nt
Organism: Hemibagrus wyckioides
Lineage: Eukaryota; Metazoa; Chordata; Actinopteri; Siluriformes; Bagridae
Product: fibulin-7
Exons: 8
Coding region: 637-1974 (445 amino acids)
Molecular function (GO): calcium ion binding
Source: RefSeq, a predicted model, not a curated record
AUAAUAAAAAAUAAAAAUAAUAAAAAAAAAACUCGCUAAAUAUACCUCCGUUUUUAUCAUUUUCUAAAUAUAAUGCAGUUCAUAAAACAACAUAUGUUUCGUGUUAGCAAUUGAGUCAGGUCACCAAAUAAGACCUAAUCAUUUUGAGCUACUUCACAAUGAGACGUGCUCCUUAUAAUAUGUCCGAAAACAUCCGGUUGAUCAAGUGAUCUAAAUUCAUGACGUUUUCAUUUUGUGUAACGUUCCCUCAUUAUGUAGGGUUUUAUUUUGUUGCCUUUUUAGCAUAGUUUCAUGGAAAAGUGCGCAAAAGUGCUCAUUUCAGACGGGGAAACUCUCUCUCUCUCUCUCUCUCUCUCUCUCUCACUCUCUCCCUCUCUCUCUGGAGGACCGGUAAGUCCUGCAGACUGCUGAAACUCCAGCAGGUUGCCUCUCCAUCGCCCCCGAGCAAGCGAGUGGCUGCUGUUCCUUCAUUUGAUAAAAGCACAUCUGUACAUCAGCUGGGAAACAAGCAAAAAAACCAAAACAAAACACGAGCACUGUGUGAGGCUGUGGAUUACUGCAGUCCUUUGGCACUUUGGAUUUGAAAACACUUGAAGUCCCUCAUCAGACAAGAGCUCAGGCAGUGGAUUUGGGAGAAUGACUCUCUCGCAUCAGUACCGUGCUGUGUUGUUUCUGUCGCUGUUGGCUUUACAUGGCUGUAAUGACGGGAUGCAGGGCUGCAUAGACAAGCAGAGGGUGAUGGGAGUGCUUCGCCAGAUGGAGAAAUUUUUAAAGGGACAGGAGAUCCGGUUUACAGAAGGUCUCCGAAUAAUGAAGUCCAAGCUUACCAGCCUUCAAAACUCUGUGUCCAAGUUUCCACAAGCAGACCAAUCUUCAUCCUCAUCCACUUGUCCUGCUCUGGAAGCCCCAACUCACGGGAAGAAGUUUGGCUCCAAGUACCUCAUUGGACAUGAAGUGCACUUCAUGUGUUCUUCAGGUUAUCAUUUGGUGGGCUCAGCAACCCGAGUGUGCCAGGAGAAUGGCAGCUGGAGUGGAGUCGCUGCACUCUGUAAAGUAGCAGGUUUAAGUCAGUGUGCCAGUAACCCAUGCCUGAAUGGUGGCACCUGUGCUGAGGGAGUGAACCAGUACAAGUGCUUAUGUUCUCACAACUGGAGCGGGAGCCGCUGUCAGCAGCAGACUCAAACAGCCCCUCCGGAGUGGAGCGUGGUGAAUAAUCCGGAAUUCAGCCGCAAAUCCCGCUGCACUAAAGUGGACCAAGCUCAGCACUGCAGUUGUGACGCAGGCUUCCAUAUGAGCGGCACCUCUCACAGCAGCAUCUGCCAGGAUGUGAACGAGUGCGAGGUUUACAAAACGGACAGCGGAUUAUUGUGCGCUCACAUGUGCGUGAACAUUCCAGGUUCAUACCGCUGCUCCUGCCCCAGUGGCUACAAGCUGCUUGCAAAUGGCAGGAGCUGUGAGGAUGUGGACGAGUGUCUUACACAACAGCAUAUCUGCAGCCGUGGCACCACCUGUGUCAAUACCGGAGGAGGUUUCCUGUGUGUAAAUCCAGAGUGCCCACACUUGCACGGAAAUAUCAGCUACGUCAAGACGUCACCUCUUCAAUGUGAGAGGAAUCCCUGCUCCAUGACAAGCCGCACCUGUCACCUGGCCCCAAAAACAGUUUCCUAUCACUACCUGUCUCUGCCUUCGAACCUCCAAACCCCAGCAACAUUGUUCCGCAUGGCCACAGCGACUGCUCCUGGCAGACCAGGACCCGACAGCCUGCGCUUCAGCAUUGUGGAGGGAGGAGACGCUCGAGGCAUGUUUCUCAUGCAGCGCUCAGACCGGCAGACCGGCGAGCUGAUCCUCGUCCAGCCGCUGCUCGGGCCACAGGAGCUCAGCGUGGACGUGGAAAUGGCCGAGUACUUGGAUCGCACCUUCCAGGCCAAACACCUCGCCCGGGUCCAUGUGAUCAUAUCUCCCUAUAAGUUCUGACAAGAAGGAAGCAGUUCUUUCAAUUCUGUUUUGAAACUGGAAUGAUGGUAGAAUAACUACGAUUUAUAUCUAAACUGAAAUGUAAUGGCCAAAAACGAUUCAUCUUUGUAAAUAUGAACCUGUCACUUUACUUUAAACUGGCUUUAAUAACUAAGCAUUAAAACUUUAAAAUGCCUACCUACAAAAUCUCAGAUACCAGAUUUUUUUUAGUUAUCUGUGUAUGUGGUAUUUUUAUAUUUUUUCAGUUAUUCCUGAGAAUAAUUUGGAACCUUGAUCAUGUUUUUUAAU